Bolinopsis microptera is the source of this 1161-nucleotide messenger RNA. RefSeq lists its product as uncharacterized. The transcript is spliced from 4 exons. The coding region runs from base 123 to 566 and encodes 147 amino acids. NCBI's taxonomy places the organism in Eukaryota, Metazoa, Ctenophora, Tentaculata, Lobata, Bolinopsidae. The record is from RefSeq and is a predicted model, not a curated record.
AGGAUGAAAUCGGUAACCUAGUUACGAGUGGAGUUACUAAGUAACUAGCCCAGUAUCCUGAUAUACAGAUUAAUUAGUAACCUAGUAACGAGAUAUCAGAGACUCUGUACACGAGUAAAGAUAUGGGUUUGAGAGUAUACCUGGUGUUGUCAGGUUAUUUACUGGGUUUGGCGGCCCCCAUUUUCAAAGGAAAGGACCACAAUGGCAAAGAAUCAAACGAAAUAGAAGAUUGGGAGUUCACGCGGCAGCAAGGUUGCAAGACCUACUCCUCCAACAUUAAACACAUGUCUUGUGAAUGUUUAGAGCACUUCAGUGCCCAUAACAACUGUGAGAACUACGUCGACUUCAAAGACUUAAGGUCGCUCCCACGAUGUAGAAAGUUGGAGUCCUGCCCUUCCCACGACAUGAGAUGCCAUUGUCGUCGUAACUUCUGCGCUAUCAGGGGUAGAUGUUACGUGUUGUGGCGCAGCAUACUUUCAAUGAAGCGAGUCGACUACCUGCUUCAGUGGCUCGCAAAAUGCAACACAUUUGGAGUAAAUGACACAUCUAACGACGCCGUGCCGUGACAUCCUGUGACGUAACGACGCGUCACGUGACGUGACGUAUCAAGUAGUGUGACGUCACGUGGUGCGGGAACACGCGUGAGAUAACAUAUCGACCGAGAAAUUGUGAACAUGAUGAAUGAUCAUGGUGAUGGAUAGAAGACAAAAGUUUAGAAGAAAAGACAGGUUGUGGUUUCUGCCACGCCAUCUUAGUCUUCAGAAAUAGGGGAAACCAAAUGAAUUCAUUGCUAAAUAUGAAACCCCGUGGCGUUAACAGAUUGAAAUCUGGCGUUUAUUCGAGAAAAAAACUCAUAGAUAACACUGAUUAUACAAUAUAGAUUAGGAAGUAUCAUGGUCACGUGAUUUCAAUCAAACUUUGAACAGCCAUGAUAGCAGUUGUUGCCCUCGUAGUGACACAUAGACAAUGUUGAGAAAACGUUUGAGCCUUUCUCGUAGAUAUAUAGUAGAUUGUGUUAACUUGUACUGCAAAUGAAAUAUUGAAAUAGACGUUUAUUGUACCUUGAUGCUUUGAUUUAAUAACGAUUAAAAUUGAUUAAUUUAAUAACGAUUUUAGAUUGCUUUCUAAUUUAUUGUUAGAAGUAUUGAAUUUUAAAUGUUC